Messenger RNA from Juglans regia (Persian walnut), 338 nucleotides. RefSeq lists its product as uncharacterized. NCBI's taxonomy places the organism in Eukaryota, Viridiplantae, Streptophyta, Magnoliopsida, Fagales, Juglandaceae. The record is from RefSeq and is a predicted model, not a curated record. Bases 1 to 336 code for a protein of 111 amino acids. The transcript is spliced from 3 exons.
AUGGAGGAGGAAACCCAUAUAGAGAUCGAGAGGAUGGAUCCAGAGACGGCGUUUCUUCUCUCGAAGCGACAGACUGGGAACGAGUGGGAGCUUUUUUUAAGACUGGGACUAGAGACUAGGAAAUCUCUUCUUGACAACCGAAGGUGGAAGAAGUUUAGGGAUCACAUUCCUGCUGCUUGUAAAGACUCUAUGGCAAUUUUGUUCAUGUUUGAUCUAACAAGUUGGUGUACACUAAAUGGAUGUUCAUCUACAUCAAUGUCUUACAAAUUAACAACAACAACAAUACUGGGAAAUCAAUCUUCGUUUGAUAAUGUGUUUCCUCUCACACCUAUCUAAUA